Messenger RNA from Carassius auratus (goldfish), 4878 nucleotides. RefSeq names its product GTPase activating Rap/RanGAP domain like 3 (gene garnl3). The record is from RefSeq and is a predicted model, not a curated record. Gene Ontology annotation, molecular function: GTPase activator activity. The transcript has 31 exons. Gene Ontology annotation, biological process: regulation of small GTPase mediated signal transduction. Lineage: Eukaryota; Metazoa; Chordata; Actinopteri; Cypriniformes; Cyprinidae. The coding region runs from base 147 to 3224 and encodes 1025 amino acids.
ACUCUCUCUUUGUGCGCCCUCCCGGUUCUACGUUCGCCAGACGCGAAGCAGAGCCGCAUCACCAUCAUCAUAAGCGCUCGCGCUCGCGCUGCCUCUGUGUCUCUGCGCCUGCAUUCGGGACCAGUGUGCCCUGCUAUCCCACCACCAUGAAUUCGGAUAUUAACAUGUACUUGGGGCGGGAGAAAUCGGGGAUCAUGCGAAAGAGAGCGCUGUUACUCAGGAAAGGCUGCAGUUUCGAAAUAACGAGCUCAGCGUCAGAGGAUCUUGGGUGCCGGAGAGGAGAGUUCAGCCGGAAACACUAUGGAUCAGUUGAAUUGCUCAUCUCCAGUGAUGCAGACGGGGCCAUACAGAGAGCUGGGCGAUUCAGAGUGGAGAACGGUUCAAUAGAUGAGGCCUCUGACUACACGCCUGGAACAUGGAGGCGAACUGACGUCCAUUUGGAGAACCCAGAGUAUCACACCAGAUGGUACUUCAAGUACUUCCUGGGAAAAGUUCAUCAAAACUACGUGGGGACAGAUGCAGAGAAGAAUCCCUUCUUCCUAUCUGUGGUUCUGUCAGACCAGAACAACCAGAGGGUCCCACAGUAUCGAGCCAUCCUGUGGCGCAAGACGGGAACUCUAAAAAUCAGCCUUCCAUACAGUCCGACAAAAACACUAUCAGUCAAAUCUAUAUUAAGUGCCAUGAACGUGGAUCGUUUUGAAAAGGGCCCAAGGGAAAUCCUUAACCCAGAGAUUCAGAAGGACUUACUGGUGCUGGAGGAGCAAGAGGGCAGUGUAAAUUUUAAAUUUGGUGUUCUUUAUGCCAAAGAUGGACAGUUGACGGAUGAUGAAAUGUUCAGCAAUGAAUCAGGAAGUGAGAAUUUUGAUAAAUUUCUGAAUCUCCUUGGUGACACGAUCUGUCUGCAGGGCUGGGCAGGGUAUCGAGGAGGACUGGACACUAAGAACGACACUACAGGAAUAAAUUCCAUCUACACAGUCUAUCAGGGUCAUGAGCUCAUGUUCCAUGUUUCCACCAUGUUACCUUAUUCGAAAGAGAACAAACAACAGGUCGAGAGGAAGAGACAUAUUGGGAACGACAUUGUGACCAUUGUGUUUCAGGAGGGAGAUGACGCCUCUCCGUCCUUCAAACCCUCUAUGAUUCGCUCCCAUUUCACACAUAUUUUUGCCUUAGUUCGAUAUAAUAGCCAGAAUGAUAGUUACAGGUUGAAGAUUUUCUCAGAGGAGAGUGUGCCCCUGUUCGGCCCACCGCUCCCUUCCCCUCCAGUGUUCACACACCACCAGGAGUUCAGGGACUUUUUACUAGUUAAAUUAAUAAAUGGAGAAAAAGCCACUCUUGAGACCCCCACUUUUGCUCAGAAACGUCAGCGCACGCUGGACAUGCUGAUCAGAUCCUUGAACCAGGAUCUAAUGCCUGACAUGCCCAAGGUUCCCUUCUCUCCGCAGAACAUGCUGAACCGACGCUCAUUCAGCGAUGUACUGCCAGAGUCGCCCAAAUCCGCCCGUAAAAAAGAAGAGGCACGCCAGGCUGAGUUUGUUCGAGUGGGACAGGCCUUGAAGCUGAAAACUAUAGUUCGAGGGGAUGCACCCACCAGUUUAGUCACCACUGGUCUUUGCAGAAAAGAGCCAUGGGAGUCACAGUCAUUCUGCAGUAGCUUCCCGUAUGAUAUAGUCUGUGGAGAUUCGUGGGGACAGUCAUUACUGGUGGCCACAGAUUCAGCAGGGGUCAUGCUGCUGGAGGCCUCAGAUCCACUAUUCUCCAAUGCAGAUUCACCAACCCUGCCUCCAGUGCAGGUAUUUGACAAAACCUUGACUGUCAAACAAAUGCACGUGCUUGAACCUCAGGACCUCCUCAUUGCAAGAGCAGAUAAGGGGAAAGAUGCUCGACUGUAUGUUUACAGACUGAGCACGCUCAAACGGGGGAUAGAGGAGCGACAGCUUGUCCGCACCAAGUGUGACAGUCGAGAGAACAAGCUUGAGAAAACCAAAGGCUGCCAUCUCUACUCCAUAAACACGCACCAUGGGGUGGAGCUCCGAAUCGUUGUGGCGAUAAGAAACAAGCUCCUCCUGAUCACCAGGAAACAGUCACGCCUGGAUUGCCUCAGCUCUUUCGCUACAGUCACAGGGACUACUGACUCACCUGUGGAAGAGUUCCAGUACAUACGGGAGAUCUGCUUAUGUGAUUCACCGGUGGUCAUGGCCCUGGUUGAUGGCCCAACAGGAGAGAAUGAUCACAUGAUCUGUGUGGCCUACAGACAUCAGUUUGACUUGAUCAAUGAGAGUACAGGAGAUGCUUACAGAUUACACCAUGUAGACGCCAACCGGGUGAACUUUGUUGCUGCCAUAGAUGUGUAUGAAGAUGGAGAGGCUGGACUUCUUCUUUGCUAUAACAAUAUCUGUGUCUAUAAGAAGGUGUGUCCGUUCAAUGGAGCAACACCCAUGAUUCAGCCCAAUACUUCAGACUUCCAUUUCAGCUGGAACCAAAUGCCCAAUGCUAUUGUGUGUGCGUUCCCGUAUAUCCUUGCAUUCACCACUGACUCCAUAGAGAUUCGACUAGUUGUUAAUGGAAACCUAGUAUAUACAGCUGUCGUUCCAGAAUUGCAACUGACGGCGUCCAGAUCUGAUAUCUAUUUCAUCUCGUCAGCACCUAUAAACUCUGCCUCCAACUGUAGCUCCAGAGACACUAGUUCCCAGAGUUCCCCUCAGACUCCAACCGGUUACGAGAUGCCUGUCUUCCCUUCGCCGCUUGGAGAUGAUUGUAUUCGGAUCCCCUACGGCACCAAGCUAUCCCUCUACAUGUCUAAAGACUCUGAAGGCGAAGCUCCCUCAAAACACAUCUAUAAGAUCCCAUUGAGCAACCUAGUUGGACGGAGCAUAGAGAGGCCCCUCAAGUCUCCGUUGGUCAAUAAAGUGCUCACGGCACCUGCCUCCAGUGUGAUCGGCCCCACUCCCGUGAUCGCAAGCACAACCUCCCUCUCACUGUCUCGCAUGGAGAUCAAAGAGAUCGCCAGCCGGACACGGAAAGAACUGCUGGGUUUGACUGAGGAACCCAGCAGUAAAGCUGAUGGUAACUCAGUGAAACAGAGAAGAAUGAGCAAGAAAACCAAGGAGGAAGAACAGAGGAGAACAGCAGAGAUAAGCACCACUGAGCAAAAGGGCAGGAGUCUCCCACAAGUGCCAUUUUCUACUGCAGCCGUCAACCACAAGCAGCGCCCUCUAUCAGACUGACCAUGGAUUGCAUAUGUCAUGAGGCAGAAGCAAACAAACACAAAUGCAGAACACAGUUUGGUCACUACAUCUGGUAAAUGUGCAGCUGUUUACUAUGCUGACAGUAUGAGCUUUGAUCCAUGAACAUCUUCAUUUACAAGCGCACACAGUCAAACGCAGUCUUUAUUUAAGUGCUGUUGCUUCUUGAAAAGGGCUCUGGAUCACCUGCAUGCCUCCAUUCAAACCCACUAUUAAACAAAAGGGAUUUGAUGUAUUAAUGGUUUAGAAUUAGGAUGUAUUUACUCUUCUCAUGGAUUUGGUACAAAUUGAAAAAAAAAAAAAAAACUCUAGGAAUUAAAGCCAGGGUUAAUUAGAUUACAUCUCUGACUCUGGGUUAUACAGCCAAAAAAAAAAAAAAACCUUCACCAAUAUCUUUGUCUUGUUUUCUAGUAGAAUCUAAACAUCUUAAAACGAGAUGAAUUUAUGUGAGAAAUAAUUCGAUAUUUAUUUUGGCCCAUUUUUUCUAGAUUUAGGCAUAAACAUAAUAUUUUACACACACACACAUAAUAAAAUAUUUUUUUUUUUACUUAAGAAUAUUCUUAAUAUGAUUAUUUAAAGAUGUUUUUCGAUAGUUUAACUGGAAAACAACACAUAAAUACCGAAUAAAGGUUUUUGCUGUGUAAUAAGAGAACAAGAAUAUUGAUUCUGCUGUUUACAGUUCAAACUCAGAGAUGUUUAAAAAAUGUCAUCACAGUGACACUAGAACACAAGAGCCUCAGGAACAGCACAGAAGGAGGUGUAAGUAUUAAACUGCUUAGCUGAAUGCAUGUACCCCCACUCUCAACCUUUCUCCAUCUGAAUGUGAACUAUUUAACACUAGUAGCAGACUGGACUGUAAAGGGAGAACUUGGGAAUAUUUUUGUAAAUGAAGAGUUUCACAUAGCAUUUAUUUGCAAUUUUGUUGUCUUUGAAGGGAAUAGGUGAGCCAGAGACUGAUGAAAAAUAUAUUUCAUUUUUUGUUUAGUUUUUUUCUAUGGCAUAUUGUCCGUUGUCUUCCCCCUCCUUCUGUUCACUCCCCUAACUGUUUUCACAGUGCUUUUGUAUCUAUAUCGAUAUUAACUGUUUAGACUGUUGCAGAAAUUCUGUGAUAUCAGAAAUUAAACAAAAAUGAAUAAAAAAAAAAAAACACCAAGUGUCUUAAAAUAUUGUAUUGUAAUUGUUUUUAAUGCAGAGUAUUACUUGUAAAUGUUAGUGUUUCGGAUGUGGCCUCAAAAAUAUUACUAUUAUUAUUAUGGCAUUUAUUUGAAAAAGUUCUGUAGCACACUGCUGUAGUUACUGUUCAUCGAUAUGAAAUAAAUAUUAAUGAAAUUUAAACAUGUAGUUUGUGUUUUAACGAGUGCGAGUAGACUACUCACAUGCUUGAUUAUUAAUAACAUAUAUUGACAUCUAUAAUUAUGUUAUGUUAUGUGGUCUCCCAAUGUUGAAGGGUUUCUCCGAGACAGCAAACAGGAGUCUGCAGAGUCAGCAAACUGCUGUCAACAUGAGAGGCCAUCGAUGUUUUAUAAUGACCUCUAGGUGGUAGUGUUGUUGAAUCAAACUGUUCAGCUCAUUCAGCAAUUUAAUCAAUAAGCUACUGAUAUACCUUUAUAGUACCCCUCCCUCCGUGUGUAUUUGA